This is a messenger RNA of Poecilia latipinna (sailfin molly), 1698 nucleotides long. RefSeq lists its product as uncharacterized. The record is from RefSeq and is a predicted model, not a curated record. The transcript is spliced from 8 exons. The coding region runs from base 384 to 1568 and encodes 394 amino acids. NCBI's taxonomy places the organism in Eukaryota, Metazoa, Chordata, Actinopteri, Cyprinodontiformes, Poeciliidae.
GGCCAGGUUCUGGGUUCUUGGCCUUCUUGCUAGGCAACAGUGCUCAGUUUUGUCAAUGUGAAAUUCAUUCUUAUGUUGAUGUUUGGAUAAUUUCUUUGGGACAAACUGGUUGCCAUCAAGGUUCAAUUUCAAAUGUAUGGGGUUCCGAUGUCCACUCUAGUGGACACAUAAUAUUUCAAAAAUAAAAACUUUUUUUUUUCCCAAAAAAAUGUUUUCAGUAUUCUAAUUACCUUACAAACAUUGUGGAAUUUUAAAAAAUGGUGACUGGACAAUAUUUUUUUUCCUGGUAGUCAGGAGGAUAUAUCCAGAUUGAAAAGACAAAGGUGAUCAAAAAGGCUCCAGUGUUGAAAGCUGUGCUUGCAAAACAAGGAAAACAAGCCAAAAUGGAAAAGGCUAGAAAGAUCAGCAGUCCAGUGGAGUCAACCCACCAGCAGUACUGGUGGAAUCAGAAACAGAGAGCAACAUCUCUUCUUCCUCCUUCUCUACUUAAGACCCCAACACUAUCGCAACUCCAGAGAGUCUCCACUUCUAUUCCAACAUUCCUCACUCGGUUUUCAAGUAUGGAAUGGUUUUCAGAUCUGUAUCCUGACAGAAAGUCUAUCUCAAACGACAUUUCUCCUGAGGAUGUCUUCCUGCAGCUAUUAAAUUACGUGCAAAACUCCGGCGGCAAAGCAAACUCCAAGGUCCUUGGAGCAGUUCAAGCAGCGCAAAUUCUCCAAAGCCAGAACCUCUUUGAUGUCACAGAUAAACAGUACGCAAACCUCACCAAUGCUUGGGACAAAUUCAUACAGCCAACGAUGACAAAUCAAUCACGCGAUGUGGUUGUUGAGAUGUUAAAUUUGCUGGUGGAGUUGAAGUCGGAAGUCAGUUACGAUGUUACAAAAAAAGUUAUAACUCUUCUGGCAAAUAAGGAACUGAAUGUCCAGAAACCAAUAUUCUGCCUCAUUGAGGGAUUGGGUGUGCAUCAGGCACAGUCUUUCCUGGAACGCGAGUUUCAAAAGUGGGGUGAGGGACUGGAGGACAACCCUAACAAGAUGGAGAUAAUUAACGAGAAAGCAGGCUGCUGGAUGGAGUAUUGGACCUCAAAAUUCAAAGAUUAUAACCGCUUUCUGAACACUGCAACUUCACCGGAGUGGAAACAGCCUCCCUUCAGUGGAUUGGAUGUCCUGAAAUUUUUCUGUUUGAUUAAUAAACAAGAGAUCAGAAGAUCCUUCUUUAUUCCUGCUGCCCAAAAAUACAAAGUGAUCGUGCCUCAGCAGAAGUGGAGUUUCAAACCAAUUCUUCGCCUGGGAGAGACACACACCAUGGCCAGAAAAUGGAAAAAGACAAGAUACUGUGUUUUUGAGCCUCGCUUUCCCAAUUGGAUCCAGCUGCCUAUGUCUCGUGUCAACCUGCGUCCGUUUCACACAAACUCGUACGAGCGCUUGGUGAGGCUCCCUGCCCGAACGUACUUCAUCCAUGAGCACUCUACAGUGGAGUACUACAGGCGAAAACUCAAAAAAAGGCCAGUACUGAUCCCACCAUCACCAUCCCUCCGCCCCGCCAUCCCACUGCCAACUGAACAAUAAAUAAAAAGUAAUAGUUGCAAUAAGUUCAAGUAAUUUUAUAUUUUCAGAAUGAAAGUAUAAAGUCAUUUUUCAAGGUUGGGAGUAUUUGCUGUCCAGCAGCAUUUUGUUGGACACGGGUCUCAAACAUGGC